Molecule: messenger RNA, 1011 nt
Organism: Endocarpon pusillum Z07020
Lineage: Eukaryota; Fungi; Ascomycota; Eurotiomycetes; Verrucariales; Verrucariaceae
Exons: 1
Coding region: 1-1011 (336 amino acids)
Biological process (GO): regulation of transcription by RNA polymerase II
Molecular function (GO): RNA polymerase II cis-regulatory region sequence-specific DNA binding; DNA-binding transcription factor activity, RNA polymerase II-specific
Source: RefSeq, a predicted model, not a curated record
AUGGUUAUGGGUGACUUUGGGGGUCCACAGCUGUUUAUGAACAAUGCUCAGCACAAUCCUGUGGGCUUGACGUACCUACCUUCCGAUUUUCUAUCGCUGGACCUUUUACAACGACCAAAUGGUUUCGGUUUCUCUCCCGGCACGAGUCCUGCGCCGAACGACGUGAAGAACGAGGCGGAGUGCUUCUUCUCCUCGCAGACUCGAGACCUACCAAUCAGCCAAUCCAGCUACUGGGCUCCGAAUGAUUCUCGGUAUCGAUCGGCAUUGAAGAAUCCCCUAUACCAACCAGCCUUUCAACAGUUGGCGCAUCAGCCUAGCCGACUGCACAUACCAUCACCCAUGAGCAAGCAAAAGCACGGACAAUUGACUCCUCCGAGUGAGACCACCCCUACCAAGGAGAGCCCACUUGUCGAAACUCUGCAAGAUUCGAUGAUAAACACCAUGGAACAGGAGAAUGGACCUACCACACGGAAAAGACGAAGUACACAAUCCAGCCGCAUCACAGAUGCCUCUUCUCAUACUACACCCACUAGCCGCCGCCGCAAGAAAUCAGCUCGCAAACAAUCUUCGGUUGGACUAGCUGUCGAGGGUGACGACAAGCGCAGUCAAUUCCUUGAACGGAAUCGUGUCGCUGCCAGCAAGUGCAGGCAGAAGAAGAAAGAAUGGACAUCAAACCUCGAACAAAAGGCGCGCGAGCUGCAGGCGAGCAAGACGUCAAUGGCUUUACUGGUCACUUCUUUGAGAGAAGAGCUUCUAUACCUCAAGGGUGAGGCACUAAGGCAUACUACUUGUGACUGCAACAGUGUGCGUGAAUAUCUAGCUCGAAAUGCAGAAGCGUCCCUGCCUCGAGGUCAUCUCGACCACGCUACUUCGCCACAUUCAAGCUGCAGCUUGUCAUUUGAUGCAAUGGACCUGAGUUCAUCGAUUAUGGGUGGAUCUCCAAACUCGUCCGCAAUGGUUGACAAUCAGGAGCUGCCAGAGCUGAGCAUUGCAGGCCAAAUUCCCGAUUGA